AGGUUCGUUCCCUCACGCGCUCCACCUCCUUCUUUGCUAGCAUGACUGCUUCGCAGAAGGAUGAGACGUCAUCCCAGUCUCUCUAGCUCCUCAAGAGACACUCCGGGCGUCGAGAAUCGCGCGACGAUCUCCAGCCACCGUUCACUAUCACCUGUUUUUUCAGAACAUUUUCCAUAGUAACGUUUAUUUUUUUUACACUAUCGAAAAGUAGAGAUUUCAACGAACAAAAGGCCCACCGAAUUAAAAAAAAAACUUUAACUUAAGCACCUGUGUCAGGCGGUAGGUGAGGACGCCGUGGUGCCUCUCUAGCCACUCCUCAAACAGGGGACUUACCGCUGCAAUGACAGCGAGCCCAGAUAAAUGUGCCCUAGAAAGGCACUAUUUAAUAUUCUAGUUCAGAAUGAGUGAAUUUGUUGUCCUUUCGGUUUUAAGCAAGUCCAAGUAACCUUGUUUGUGCGAUCUAAUUGUAAGACGGUGUUUAAUAUUAUAAAUAAAUACAUCCUGGUCAAAAAACAUUGGGUUUAUAUUUAUUUUAUUACUUUCACCAAUAUGUGUCGUGAAUUAUUAAUAAUCACUACUAAAAGUAAUAAAUUUCGAUCGAUUAUUCACAUUUACCAAAACGUGUGGUUAUAAUUAAUAAUUUUGUAAAAUUAUUAGUUAUUAUUUAAUUAUUAGUUAAUGAGGUGCGACGCGCGUCGUUAUCAGGCGCGUGCUAGCAGCGAGCCGCGGCGCCGCCCGUACCCCGCGACUGGCCAACACUCGCAACGCAACGCUCCGGGCUGGGCGACACCACGCGACCAGCAUCAUGCUUGGACUCAUCCUAACAGCACCACUCCUGCUGGCGGCAGUAGCUAGCGGUGAAGAAUACCGCAAACCUCUCAUCUCUCUGAGAGACAUGGACUUCGUGGGCGAGGACAGGCAGCUGGUGACUGCGCUGGGGCAGUGCAUGGCCGGGCUGCACGCGCCGCUCGACUUGAGUGACGUCGAAAUCAAGAUGGCCGCCGAGCGACGCCAGGCCGACCCCAUGCAACCACCAGAAGUUGUCGAGAUCAAGCCCGAUCUGCUGCCACUCGAUCUUGGCCACCAAAGGGUCAACAUCAGCUUGGACUACGGCGAACUGUUCAGUCUGGAAGACUCGGAACCCGAACAUUCCAACUUGUCUGACGCGCGACGUGUAUUGUGGUCAGAAGGAAUAAUACUGACACCUGCAAGAUAUCCUACAUAUAAGUACCCCGACAGGUAUUUAAUCUGUACAAAGAUUUUAGAAAUGAUGAAGCAGACGGUGUAUGGAGUACAGCACCAGCUCGUUGAAGUGGAGCCCUUAAUCAAGCAGUAUGAGAACGACGUGAGGUACCGCAUCGGGUACAUCUUCUCCAGGUUGGACGAAUGGAAGCAAGAAAUGCGCUCCUUGUUUUAUUCUGUCGAACGGCGAAAGUUGAAAUCUACGAAAGACUACAUAUACUACUACGAGCGCAUCCUAAGCCUUAACAUCGACGUGACUUACACGGUGGAGUACGUGAUCCACCUGCACGGGGAGUACAUGAAGAAGAUGGAACAAAUAUUACCUAAAAAUGAACGUCAGAAGAUGAUCGAAGCGCAGAGGCUAAAGAAGCAACACCAGGGUCGCACGUCCACGCCACUCCCGGGCUAGGCGAGGGCUCACUCACGAACCUCGCCCGACUGCCAAUUAAAACUAAAGUACA
Messenger RNA from Spodoptera frugiperda (fall armyworm), 1703 nucleotides. RefSeq lists its product as uncharacterized. Bases 806 to 1651 code for a protein of 281 amino acids. The record is from RefSeq and is a predicted model, not a curated record. Lineage: Eukaryota; Metazoa; Arthropoda; Insecta; Lepidoptera; Noctuidae. The transcript has 5 exons.